Messenger RNA from Stomoxys calcitrans (stable fly), 4836 nucleotides. RefSeq names its product serine-rich adhesin for platelets (gene RtGEF). The coding region runs from base 505 to 4752 and encodes 1415 amino acids. The transcript has 9 exons. The record is from RefSeq and is a predicted model, not a curated record. NCBI's taxonomy places the organism in Eukaryota, Metazoa, Arthropoda, Insecta, Diptera, Muscidae. Gene Ontology annotation, molecular function: guanyl-nucleotide exchange factor activity; protein binding.
AGCAGCAGCAGCAACCCACAACCUCUCCUACAACAACGGCGACAACAUACAACCACAAAAACAACAUCAUUGGUUGCUUUUAAUAUAUUUUUAAUAUUAGCUGCCAUAAUAGCAAAAAACAAUAAUAACCGCAUUUGUUGAUUGAUUCUACUGCCAGUUUUCGUAAAGAUACAAUUUGGUCUUUACAAACACACAAUUCAAUUUUGUUUUUAUGUUUGGCAUAGAAAAGAUUAUUGAGUUGUGUCAUCACAUCAUCGAGCAGUAAAGGGCUACGCCGCUUGUACGAGUUCUGGAAAAACAAACAAAACAGUGUUCGAAAGAUAAAUCUAUCUUUGCCGGUAGCGUCAUCUCGCUAGUCCAACAACAGGAUCUCGUCAGCGGUUUGGCUUAACUUUGCAUCAUCUCACCUCUGAAACUCAAGCAACAUUUGAGGAAAAACAUAUUGCUUGCAUGUUGUGCAAAAAGAUUGCCAAGUUAAUUUAAAUAGAAAAAAAUAUAUACAAAAUGGAACAGCCAUUGAUUGUACAGGCCGAGUACUCUUUUAAAGGGGGCAACAACGAUGAGUUGUGUUUCAAAAAAGGUGAUCUAAUCACUGUGACACAACGUGAAGAGGGUGGCUGGUGGGAAGGCACCCUAAACGAUAAGACUGGCUGGUUUCCCAGCAACUAUGUUAUGGAAUAUAAGGCACCCUUGCCCAUUACAGAUGUCAUACGACCCCCCGAAGAGAUACAAGAGUACAGAUCAGUAGUUCUUAAAGACCUAUUGGACUCGGAGAGGGCCCAUGUGGCCGAGGUGCAAGGUUUGUUGGAGAACUUUUUGGAACCUUUGCAGCAAACACAAAUUUUAAAUGCCGACGAAUAUGCCCAACUAAUGUGCAAUUUUGUUGAGGUGGUUAAAACCCAUGAAGAGUUACUCACACAAAUGGAAGAGUGCAAUGAUCGCGUGGGCAAAUUGUUUCUAAAUAAGGCCCCUUUGAUGAAACAAGUUCACCAAGCCUAUUGUGCGUCACAUCCCAAAGCCAUUGUCAUUUUAGAUAAAUACAAAGACGAAUUGGAAAAGUAUAUGGAACGACAGGGAGCAGCCACGCCAGGACUUUUAGUGCUGACAACGGGUUUAUCGAAACCAUUUCGGCGUUUAGAUAAAUACUCGGCCAUGUUACAGGAAUUGGAACGACACAUGGAAAGUAGUCAUCCCGAUCGAGGGGAUACUCAACGCAGUGUAGCGGUAUAUAAGGAUAUAGCAGCCACUUGCUCCGCCACACGAAGACAAAAAGAAUUGGAACUACAAGUUCUUACGGGUCCUGUAAGAGGUUGGCAGGGUCAAGAACUCAGUUCGUUGGGUGAAAUUAUACACAUGGGUAGUGUAGCGGUGGGAUUGGAUCAUCGUGAUCGUUAUUUUGUAUUAUUUCCACAAACUUUACUCAUAUUGAGUGUUAGCCAAAGGAUGAGUGCUUUUAUUUAUGAGGGUAAAUUACCUUUGACGGGUAUAAUUGUUAAUCGUCUGGAAGAUUCGGAUACUUAUAAAAAUGCCUUUGAAAUCAGUAGCCCUCUGAUAGAACGCAUUGUUGCUGUAUGCCAGGGACCCAAUGAGGCCAACAAAUGGGUUGACCUCUUGACAUCGACAAAUAACAGCAGUGUGCCCAUAGGCAUUAAACGACAACACAGUAACCUAAGUAGUGCCUCAAUAAGUGGUGGCCACAUAUCAACGCCUCCCAGUCAUUCCACUUAUAAUUUGGAUGCUCGUGGUUAUUGUACCCGAUUCUCACUGUGUGCCUACUUCAAUUCACCCCAAAUGUGCAUUACCCUACCGCCCAGCAAUUAUCCACCGACGGCUCCCUAUGCCAGACUCAGCGAUCAUUUUGCCAAAUUGGUAAAGGCUGGUCUGCUCAAGAAUUUCAUAGUGAAAAUGUUGCUGUAUCCUCAGUCAAGGCAAAGUGUUGAUAUGGGCUCGGUGCCAUUGAGAAAGAAAUCGCAUAAAAUAUCCAAAAAAAUUGUCAGAUCUCAUUUAGAAUACGGAGUGGGUGAUGGGGAGGAGGAGUUGGGGAGCAAGGAAUCGGAGUUAUCGGAAAAGGGGCUUUUGGAGAGACAAGAUGCUUUUUCUUUGCCCACUGAUUCAGAGAGUGGUAGUGGCAGUGGCAUUGAGGCUAGCAAAGAUUUUGAAUUUAUGCAAUUCUCCAGAAAUGAUUCCAUAAUUUCAACGGGCACUUUUAUUGAUCAUGGCUCGGGAGCGGCCACACCCAACAAGGCACGACAUUGUUCUUCUAUAAAUCUCAUAAAUUUGGAUUCAGCCAGUGAGGAUGGCUGCGGAGGAGAGAGAAGUUGCUGUUGCAGUCCCUCACCCAGCACUGCCCUGAAGAAGGAGUCCUUGGUAAUAGGCUCCAAAACAAUGAGGGCCAUAGCCCGCAAAUCGUCGGAACAAAGUAUUAUUAUACAUACCUCAAAAGCUCACUUGGAUCUCGGUAGCGGUGGUGGGUGUUUCCAUACCCUGCCCAUAACUAAUGAUGUGGUUGAUCAUCCUAACCUGGCUACUCCCCCGCUGUUACAACAACAAAUUUCGGAAACUUCAGGCAAAUCCUCAGUAUAUGCUGGCCGUCUGAAAGGAGCCUAUAUUGCCUGUGAAAAUCUAGCUGAUCUCAGUGACGAGGCCAAAAUUAAGGCCAGCACCUCUCAGUUGGCCAUAUCUCCUACAGAGCGUCACAGCAUGCCCAAUAUGUUUGUGGGCAAUCGUUUUAACCGCAGUUCCAAGACCGCUGUCUAUGUGCCCUCAUGGCAGGAUCGUAAUGACAAGCUGAAUCAAAGUGCCGAUGGUGUUGAAACCAACUCCCAAGAUCUGGUUGAUGGCGAAGUACAUGCCAGUACGUUAGACUUACCUGCAAUGUGCCGCGAGGCCCCUGAUAAACUGCAAGCUGAACUAUUAUAUAACUUUCAGGAGCAACAUGAUGCGGACAAUGAUGUCAUAGCUCCACCUUCCAUGUACAAAAACUUCCAACACAAUUCGAGGAACUUGAAUAAUUUCACUUUAUCACAGACUGAGUUAUGCUUUGAGCCCAAACGCAGCAGCAAUGGCAAUGAAUCAAAAGACAAACGUAAUUCCAUAAAACGAUGCAUUAGUUAUCACUAUGUUCCCCUGGCCAAUGUUGAGGUGGGAGAUGGGGAGCCCAAUGGCCCAGCUGCAGAUAGAAAUGCCAAUCGACGACAUUUCGGAUCCCCAGACAAAAAAGGCGACAGCACCAGCACAAAAUGUAAAUGUUGUGAAAGUUCUCAAUGCCCCAGUCCCAGAUCCAGUGAUUCGGGUAUGGCUGGCAGUUGCACAAUAAACUCACCGGAUCCCCCACAAUCGGAUGGAGUCAACUAUGAGCCCUACUAUGAUGUGGAUGGCAAUUUGAAGCUAAUGGCAAAUGGCAAUGGUCCCUGCGACGAUUUGGCAAGAUUUGAUGUGUGUGGCACUUUUCGGGAAAAGUUUUUGGAAAUAACUCAACAACAGCAGCAGCAACAGCCGCAUGAACUACCGCUAGUUGAGACUAGCCCUAUGGAGAGCCCUUUGGCCACACCCACAGCUACGCAGGCUGAGACUACUGUAACUUCUUUAGAAUUCCAAAGAAAUAGCAAAAGUAUUUAUAUUAGCUCCACAGCACCUUCCCAUCCCCAGGGAAGUUCUUCAAAUUUUGUAUUUUCCUCGCAAGGCAGUGAAAGGGACUCCACCACAACCGCUGGCGAUGUCAACAUAGAUAACAGUAGUGAACCUAGUGUUUUUCGCUCUGGCAUGUAUGCCCAUUGGUGGAAAAAGGAAACUCUUCCCCACGAGGUGGUCAAGAGUAUAGCAAAGGUUUACAACCGACGUUUGCCUCCCUCGAAUCAGAUUAGUUUGGAUUCACGUUGCUCCCUAUGUUCCAAUUGUUUUUGUUCCAUGGAGGCCAGUGGUUACAGCGAAGGUGCCACCUAUUGUACCAUGUGUCAGGAUUGCAUAUCCAAUUGUAGUUCAUCCAGUCAGCAAUUGGCGGCUACAAAUACCACAACCACCAUAACAUCAGCCGAAUGCCCUUUGUGCUGUAAUGUGCCCUCAUCAAGGAAUUCAGGAGAGGUCAAUCAAACCACAACUGUUGCAUCAUCCAGGCAUAGUUUGCUAAGUAGUCCCGCCUCUUCAUUUGAUGUAGACUGUCCCAUUUGUAGCGGUAAUUAUUUGGCUCGUGUCGAGUCCUUGAGUUCGGGCAAAGACGAAGAAGUAUCCCACAGUCAGAAGAAGUCGAAGAAAAGCAAGAAGACAGGUUCGGCAGCGACGACGAUGGGGCCAUCUGCAGAAGAUGUCUCCACCCUCAAAUCUCAGCAUGCUGACACAACGAAUAAAUCAGCAACAGCAGCAGCAACAACAAGUGGUGGCCAGCGGACAAUCACCAGCAACAGUGGCUGGAGCAAUAACAACAACGAAUCCUACGGGCCGAGUGGAGAACAACAGUGUGUCCCCCUCGGCCCAGUCGCAGGGAGCAGCAGCAGCAGCAACGUCACAACACAAACGGAGCCUAUCGUUCAAUCAUCACCUCAGUUACAAUCAAUACACGCACACUCAGCAUCCACCACCUCAUCCAAUGCAUCAUCCACAACAACCACCAAGUCUACCAAGUCAUCCAGUGGCAGUGCCAAACCACAAAUCAAGUUUAGUCCCGACAUCGAACAGUAUUUCGAAGACACAACUCCCGGCACAUCAUACGGCAAACACCAUGGCGGUAAACGCAAGGACCGGAAACACAAAAGCUAAUUGGAGCAUAACAAAUAUGCGCCCAGCACCACCUUUACGUCCAGUCAUUUUGAAUUCUAACCCCACUAGUGGCAGCAGUAGUGG